This is a messenger RNA of Tremella mesenterica DSM 1558, 807 nucleotides long. RefSeq lists its product as uncharacterized. The coding region runs from base 1 to 807 and encodes 268 amino acids. The record is from RefSeq and is a predicted model, not a curated record. Gene Ontology annotation, cellular component: endopeptidase Clp complex. NCBI's taxonomy places the organism in Eukaryota, Fungi, Basidiomycota, Tremellomycetes, Tremellales, Tremellaceae. Gene Ontology annotation, biological process: protein quality control for misfolded or incompletely synthesized proteins. Gene Ontology annotation, molecular function: ATPase binding; ATP-dependent peptidase activity; serine-type endopeptidase activity. The transcript is spliced from 4 exons.
AUGAACAAGAUUAUCACUUUUUCCCAUUGGCGAAAAUCUCUCACUUCUUCCAUACCUACCAAAACAACAAACCUCAUAAUACUAAAUCGAAGACAAUUACACAACUACUCUUCUCCAUACUCGUACUCUGAAAAUGGUAACUUUUCCGACCCAUCUUCUAACCCUGUCAUACGUGAUGCUUUGGUACCUAUAGUAGUUGAACAAACUGCAAGAGGUGAAAGAUCAUAUGAUAUUUAUUCAAGAUUAUUACGUGAAAGAGUUAUUUUUCUAGGUCCUGUAUCAUCAGAACCUUCUACACUCCUCACUGCUCAAUUACUUUUUCUAGAAGCUGAAGAUUCACAAAAACCAAUCAAAUUAUAUAUCAACUCCCCUGGAGGUAGCGUCACGGCAGGUUUAGCAAUUUACGAUACGAUGCAAUACAUUUCUUCUCCUGUACAUACUUUUUGUUUAGGUCAAGCGGCCAGUAUGGGAAGUUUGUUACUUGCUGGUGGUCAACCUGGACAUAGGUAUGCGUUGAAGAAUAGUAGUGUUAUGAUACAUCAACCUUCCGGAGGAGCAUCAGGUCAAGCUUCCGAUAUAGCCCUUCACGCAAAAGAAAUCCUACGUAUACGUGCGGCUCUCACAGACAUCUACGCAUAUCAUUGUGUUCGAUCGGAAGAACCUUUGACCGAUGCGAGGGAUAGGUUCGAAAAGGCUUUGGAGAGGGAUUAUUUUAUGACUGCUGAAGAAGCUGUGGAGUUCGGGAUCGUGGAUAGUAUCGUUGAACAGAGAGGGAAAGCCAAGCCGGAAGAGGAGAAACAAACUUGA